AUGCCGGAUUGGAAUCUCGCUACCUGGACGACAAUGCUGCAGGCCUAUGCCCAAAUGGGGCACCUCUCCGACGCUUGGGUGGUGUUCCGGUCCAUGCCGGAGCAUGACGUGAUAAGCUGGAUCGCAAUUCUCCUUGCGAACUACCAAAACAGCGACCUCGCGAGCACGAAAGCUGUGUUUGAUUCCAUGCCGGACUGGAGUGCUGCUUCGUGCACGGUGAUGCUCCAGGCCCUUUCCGACCGUGGCCACAUCACUGCUGCAAGGGACGUCUACGAUUCGAUUACGGACAAGAAUGUGGUGGCGGGGACGGCCAUGAUCACCGCGUAUUCCCAGGCGGGAAUGCCCACCCACGCCCAGGAGGUUUUCGAUUCCAUGGAAGAGAAAAACGUGCUGACGUGGAGCUCGCUCAUGUCUGCAUAUGCCCAGGCCAGGCAGAUGCCUCAGGCGGAGAAUCUCUUUGAGCAUAUGCCAGAGCGGAACCUGGUGUCGUGGUCAACGAUGAUAUCCGGGUUCGCGGAGAAUGGCAACUUGGAGAAUGCAAGAUGCUGUUUUGAUUCCAUGCCGGAGCACACGCAGGCAGCGUGGAACGCAAUGGCGGCAGCAUAUACCAUUUGCGGGCAUCUGGAAGACGCUAAGGAAACGUUCGACGACAUGCCCGAUCGAGACCAAAUCUCCUACACGGCCAUGGUCCAAUCUUACGCGCAAAACGGAAACAUAGGCGAAGGGAUAUCGCUCGUCUACGCAAUGCCGCACAGAGACGCCAAGACCUGGAAUGCGAUAAUGGCAGCACUUGCCCAGAAGGGGUAUCUGGAUCGCGCGCGCCGGGUGUUCGACGCCAUGCCAGAAUCCAACGGAGUCUCGUGGAGCGCCAUAGUCUCCUGCUACGCGCAGACGGGCCGCGGGGAGUCAGGUGUCCGGAUGUUUGCGGCAAUGGCGGCGGAGGGAUUCCCCGCAGACCAGGUGGCUUGCCUGAGCGGGCUCGUUGCUCAAACCCACAUCGGCAGGGUCCCGCAGUGCUGCGCCUUCUUCCGCUCCAUGCAACAGGACUUCGGGGUGGCGCCGCUGGCGGAGCACUUCCUGUGCAUGGUGGACUUGCUGGGAAAGGCCGGGCAUCUGGAGCGAGCGGAGGAGCUGGUGGAGACCAUGCCCUACGUACCGCACGUCAAGACGUGGGGCGCGCUGCUGGGCGCUUGCCGGCUCCAUGCAGACGUCGGGCGGGCCAGCGACGCGGCCAGGAAUCUCUUCGCCGUGGACACUCGAGAUUCCGGAUCUCACGUGUUGCUGUCCAACAUGUGUGCUUAUCCGUGA
Selaginella moellendorffii is the source of this 1308-nucleotide messenger RNA. RefSeq names its product pentatricopeptide repeat-containing protein At4g02750-like. The coding region runs from base 1 to 1308 and encodes 435 amino acids. The record is from RefSeq and is a predicted model, not a curated record. Gene Ontology annotation, biological process: RNA modification. Lineage: Eukaryota; Viridiplantae; Streptophyta; Lycopodiopsida; Selaginellales; Selaginellaceae. The transcript has a single exon. Gene Ontology annotation, molecular function: protein binding; RNA binding.